GAAGGCCACCAAUCUUAGAUGAAUCAGCAUGCAAUCACCUAACACAGCUUGUUCUAAAUAAUCGCCGUAUGACUAAAAGAGAUAUUCAAGCUGCAUUGGAACAGCAAGAAGGAAAACGUCGAGAUUGGGCGGAAGAGCAUCUUUACUGGGCGACCAAAGAAUGGAAGAAUGUUCUUUGGUCAGAUAAAAAGUAUUUUUGUUUAAUUCGUCCUAAUCCAUACCA
Racocetra persica is the source of this 223-nucleotide messenger RNA. NCBI's taxonomy places the organism in Eukaryota, Fungi, Glomeromycota, Glomeromycetes, Diversisporales, Gigasporaceae. The record is from the annotation of a GenBank genome assembly.